Messenger RNA from Histoplasma mississippiense, 1023 nucleotides. RefSeq names its product eukaryotic translation initiation factor 3 39 kDa subuni. The transcript has 4 exons. The record is from RefSeq and is a predicted model, not a curated record. Gene Ontology annotation, molecular function: RNA binding; translation initiation factor activity; protein binding. Gene Ontology annotation, biological process: cytoplasmic translational initiation. Gene Ontology annotation, cellular component: eukaryotic translation initiation factor 3 complex, eIF3m; cytoplasm. The coding region runs from base 1 to 1023 and encodes 340 amino acids. Lineage: Eukaryota; Fungi; Ascomycota; Eurotiomycetes; Onygenales; Ajellomycetaceae.
AUGAGACCCAUUCUUCUUCAAGGCCAUGAACGGUCUAUCAAUCAAAUAAAAUUCAACCGUGAUGGCGAUCUCCUUUUCUCAGUCGCGAAAGACAAGAUUCUCUGCUCCUGGUUCUCCGCAAAUGGUGAACGACUAGGCACCUACCACGGACACCAGGGUGCCCUGUGGACUGUCGAUGUUACCCCAAACAGCCUUCUUGUCGCUACUGGCGCUGCAGACAAUACCAUCAGACUUUGGAAUACGAAGACCGGCGAGUGCGUCAAGGUGUGGGAUUUCCCCACGGCCGUCAAGCGGGUGGAGUUCAGCCAUGAUGGCAAGCGGUUAUUGGGUGUAACUGAGAAGCGGAUGGGAUACCUGGCUACAAUUGUGGUAUUUGAUAUACGGUACGGUGAUGGGGAGGGAAAUGGUUUAGAAGAUCAACCCGAAGAACCUUCUUUGAAAAUCACAUGCGAAGAGAGCAAGGCGACGGUUGCUGGGUGGAGUUUCCUCUCGAAAUAUAUCAUUGCUGGACAUGAGGAUGGCAGUGUCAGCCAAUACGAUGCGAAGACCGGAGAGCAGCUUGAGAACGUCCAAGCUCAUGAAUUCGAUUACCAAAUCAACGACAUCCAAUUCUCCCCUGACCGAACAUACUUCAUCACCGCAUGCAAAGACAAGAGUGCCAAGAUAAUUUCCUCCCGAAACCUCGCCAUUCUUAAAACUUACGUAGCAGACACCCCCCUCAAUACCGCAGCCAUCACGACCAAGAAAGACUUUGUAAUUCUGGGCGGUGGUCAAGCAGCCAUGGACGUCACCACCACCGACGCCCGACAAGGAAAGUUCGAAGCCCGCUUCUACCACAAGAUCUUUGAGGACGAGAUUGGCCGUGUCAAGGGCCACUUCGGUCCUCUGAACACGAUCGCCGCGCACCCACUGGGCACUGGCUAUGCCUCUGGAGGAGAGGAUGGAUACGUGCGUGUUCACCAUUUUGAUAAACCGUAUUUUGAUUUCAAGUACGAGGUCGAACGGGAGCAGAUGCGGAGAUGA